AUGAAAGCAACGGUAGCGCCACCACCUACCACACAACCACCCCCAACCAAGCCACCCACCACCCCCAUACCCCUGGACAAGGACGCCCUACUGAAAAAGGCGGCCGAACUCGACAAACUGGCCAAGGACGAAAUCGACAAGUUUGACAAACUGUCACGUCGGGCACUGGUAUCCAACAUCGAGAGCCUGGACCAGACUAUCCUGGAUUUGGCCGCUAAGAUCAAGACUACCUCCGGUGUACUGCCCCUCCAGGUGCUCGAGUCGCAGCUGUAUUGGUUGGAAACGGAGUUGGGAGUGGAGAUCGACGCCAUCGAAUCGGCCUAUAAUAGGAUCAUGAAGAUGGUGAACGACGCCCAGGUAUUAGACGCCCGGAUCGAUAAGGGUAUCAUUAAGAUGGGUCCCGACACCCCCGUGGGUAAGGCCCUCAAAGAGGAGAAGGAGUCGCUCGCAAAAGUGGUGAAUAGUUUAAGGGCGGCCACGGAUGAGAGAACCAUACGGGUGCUCGAGUUUGACCUGGCUCUCAUCGAGGAGAGAGUAUUCCUAAUAGCCGGAUCAUUACAAGAUAAUUAUGACAAUACACUAGAUUUCCCCACUAAAGAGGAACUGGAGGCCAGAGUAGUCGAACUCAAAGAUAGCUUGGAGAAAGACGCCGCCCGACUGAGAGGCGACCCCCGUAUCGACACCCGCGAGUUGGCCACCCUUGACCUGUACGACACCGAACUCCGGGUGCUGUCGACCGACCUCCACAUCGAAACGGAUCACAAAAGGAUCCUGAGUUUAUUGGUCCAACUGGACGACCUGGUGAUCCGAGUGGACGUCGAGAUCAAUCGUUUAGAACAACUAUUGGAUCGCCUACCUGUCCCGUCACCCACUAAAGCACCCGCACCUACCCCGGCACCCACUAGAGCACACUCACCUACCCAGGCACACACUAAAUCACCCGCACCUACCCAAGUACCCACUAAAAUUACAACGACACAACUAUCCACCACCAACCCCUCUAUCACUACCCAAACCCCACUGGACAAGGAUGCCCUACUGAAAAAGGCGGCCGAACUCGACAAACUGGCCAAGGACGAAAUCACCAAGUUUGACAAACAACAACGUCGAGCACUGGUAGCUAAUAUCGAGAGCCUGAACCAGAAUAUCCAGGAUUUGACCGCCAAGAUGAAUACCACGUCGGGUGUACUACCCCUCCAGGUGCUCGAGUCGCAGCUAUUUUGGUUGGAACGGUAG
Oppiella nova is the source of this 1236-nucleotide messenger RNA. NCBI's taxonomy places the organism in Eukaryota, Metazoa, Arthropoda, Arachnida, Sarcoptiformes, Oppiidae. The record is from the annotation of a GenBank genome assembly.